AUGAAAUUCUUCACAACCACUCUUCUCAUUGCUGGCGCCAGCGCUGCUGCCGUACCCCAGACUCAAGGCCAAGGCUGGAAUGACUGGGGUAGUAGCUCGGCCUGUGUUCCCGCCACGACCACCGCCUGGUCUACAGCUUGGUCGACGGCCUGGUCAACUGCAUGGUCAACCGCUUACUCAACCGCUUACUCAACUGUGACCAGUGUUUCCGUCUCAACUGCGGUUUCUACUGUGGUCUCAACCGUGGUCAAGCCAACCACCGUUCCAACGACCAUUUAUAGCACCGCGACCGUGCCCACCACUCUCUACAACACCAUUACAAACUUUGCCACUGUGACCUCAGUGUCUACCCUCGUCAAGACAGUGCCGACCACAAUUCCAACGACUGUCGUUAGCACUGUGACCGUCCCGACCACCUUGACAGUGCCGGUGACUGUGCCGGUGACGGUACCGACCACGGUGACCGUGCCGACCACUCUCUAUAACACCAUCACCAACUUUGCAACCGUCACUUCAGUCUCCACGGUUGUGAAGCCGACCACUAUUCCCACGACAAUUUAUGCGACAGUGACUUCUGUCUCGGUGUCGGUUAGCACAGCCGUUUCAACCGUUGUCAAGCCUGUCCCGACCACGAUUACAGUACCCACAACAGUGACGGUACCGACAACAGUGGCCGUACCCACAACAAUUCCUACAACAGUUUAUACUACUAUUACUCCCGCCGCGGAGACACAAGUGGUCACCGUGACGGCCACCGCUCCCUGCCAGCAGAGCAGCGGCUGGGGUGAUUGGAAAUCCAAGAAGUUCUAAAGCAGUCUCCCAAGGCUGCGAGGACUGAACUCUUUACAAUUCUGAUAUAAUGUUUGAAACGAGGCCAUUCAAUGUAACGACGCAUGAAACGAGGCCAUGACAUGAAAUUAUCUGCUGCAUAAUUUCUCAGCAUGAGCAGGGAGUUAUCAAUACGAAAAAGAAAAUGGAAAAGUAUACGUGUGAAGGGGGAACGAAAUCAUCUGGAUUAAGUUCAAUGUGCAGACGUCUUUCUCAAGGUUGAAGACACGACUAUGGCCGCGCUUCGGCCAAACAUUAUCCC
Exophiala xenobiotica is the source of this 1090-nucleotide messenger RNA. RefSeq lists its product as uncharacterized. Lineage: Eukaryota; Fungi; Ascomycota; Eurotiomycetes; Chaetothyriales; Herpotrichiellaceae. The record is from RefSeq and is a predicted model, not a curated record. The transcript has 2 exons. The coding region runs from base 1 to 810 and encodes 269 amino acids.